This is a messenger RNA of Miscanthus lutarioriparius, 2679 nucleotides long. Lineage: Eukaryota; Viridiplantae; Streptophyta; Magnoliopsida; Poales; Poaceae. The record is from the annotation of a GenBank genome assembly.
AUGACGGGGGCUCUGGAGUUUGUGGCAAUGGAGGUACAGCCGGCGGAGGAACAACGCGCGGUGGCGGCGACAAAGCUGCUGCAAAGUUCAGACGCCGGAAGGCAACAACGACGUGAGUACUUGAAGGAGCACCAAAGCCCUCGUGCUGAUUACAUCAAGCAUGCAGAUCUGCUUUCUAGGAAGCUAGCAAGAUUUCCGCUCCUUGUGAACUUCAGAUGCUGGAAGAAAUUCGCUCUGUCCAAGAAGACGACGCUCUCUCUGGUUCAGGCUUUCGAUUCCUCAGGAAUCAACGGCAAGUCCGUCAAGAACAUGUCCUUCGAAAACCUGGCCAUGUCGAUGGAGUCCCCUCCCAUUCUCCAGGCGACGAGGGCACUACUCGAUCGACUGGAGACGCGUUUCGUGAUCUCUAGCUCCGCGCCGGUGGAAAACGUUGACCAUCUGCUGAAACACUUCGCUGCUCCCCCGAGGAGGAAGAAGCCCGCAGCACCUCGACGUGCUCGUAGCAGCCGCAGCGUGGGAACAACGGCGCCGGCGGCGGCAGUGGCAAAGAGACUGGCCGUCACGGUCACCCAACAAAGUUCCCAAGAGAUCAACCGACUGCCUAGGUACUCGCUGAGGGUCGUGCUCUGCGCCUACAUGAUCCUGGCUCAUCCAAGCGCGGUCUUGAGCGGGCAGCGCGAGGGGGAGGCGCAGCUCAUGGAGUCGGCGGCGCGCUUCGUCGAGGAGUUCGAGCUGCUGACGAAGACAGUACUCGAUGGACAUGGACCUUCAGCUGUUCAGAGGAAGUUCAGGGAUCAGUUGGCUGCUUUCGACAGGGUGUGGUGCGUGUACCUCUACCGCUUCGUGGCGCGGAAGGUGAAAGACGCGACGUUGCUGGAGCGAGACCUUGUCAGCGCGGUGUGCAAGCUCGAGCUGUCGAUGAUGCAGACGUGCAAGCUGACCGUGGACGGGCGGUCGCCGAGCAAGCUCACCCAUGACAUGAAGGCGAUCCAGCGACAGGUCGCUGACGACCAGAAGCUCCUGCGUGAUAAGGUUCAGCUGCUGAGCGGCGAUGCUGGUGUGGCGCGGAUGGACUCUGCUCUGUCAGACACGAGGUCCAAGUUCUUCGAAGCGAAGAAGAAGAAUGCGAGUCCAGUAGCGAAACCUAUCGCGGACGACGUAUCUACCCCUGCUUUGAGCACCAAUUCAUCGUCAUCACCAGUGAAGCAGCCAACGGAGAACGAGAGAAUGGUGAAUGAGAUGCUUCAUCAGGACGACGGCAGUGCUUUCGCUGGAAAAUCUGACAGUGCUGCUGCCGAGGACGGUUUCCAGGAGAAAUUGAGGGAAACCAUGGAGAAAGCGUUCUGGGAUUUGGUCACGGACUCCAUGACAGGAGAAAAACUUGAUUACAGCCAGCUGGUCAGCCUAGUCAAGGAAGUUAGGGACUCAUUGCACGAGCUGUCUCCCAAGGGGUGGAAGGAGGAGAUCCUUGAGAAAAUCGACGUCGAAAUCCUGUCUCAGGUACUCGGGUCAGGUUCCCAGGACGCACAAUACCUGGGGCAGAUCUUGCAAUACUCGCUGGACAUGGUCCGCAGGCUCUCCGCUGCGGCGAAGGAGGACCAGAUGAAGAAAAGCCACGACAAGCUGCUGAUCGAGCUGGCUGCGAGCUCUGAAGCUGAUGAUGCCAACGGCACCAGCUCGUUCGUCGUCGGUGCCGUCAAGGGCCUGCGUUUCGCCCUGGAGGAAAUAAAGGAGCUGCAAGCAGAAGUGAGCAAGGCGUGUAUCCAGUUGGCGAUGCAGCGGAUCAUACAAGGCUCUACUGGCGUGGACUACCUGAAGAACGCUUUCGCCGGUCGCCAUGGGCCUCCUGCCAAUGCAGGAGCUUCCCUCCCUCUGACCGCGCAAUGGAUCUCGACGUUGAAGAACGUCGCCCGACAAGAGUGGAGGGAGCAUUUAGGCUCUCUUUCAGUUGUGCCAUCAGCAGCCCUCAUUCCGGUACUCCAUGCUGGUCAUGGCGCUGCCGCUGCGGUAGGCCAGCCGUCUUCUUCUUCGCCGGCAGCUGCAGGGGGCGUUUCUGGGCAGCCCGAGUGCAAGGGUGACGAGCUUGACAAGAUGAUAAGGAUUGGCCUGUUGCAACUUGUUAGCAACUCUGUCAAAAAGAUUAAUUCUGAGGAUUUUGAUCCCAACUUGUGUUGUUUUUCCAGCAUGCUCAUCCUGCGUCAGGUUCUGAUGGGCGAAAGCACAAAGGCCACUGCCCUGGAACUGGAAAACGCCACCGCAGAGCUCUUCAAUGCUCUCGUGAAGACACUGGACGGCGGCUCCCCUGACGCCGGCGCCGAAGAGAUAGUGGAGGCGAUGAUGAACGCGUCGGCGUCGGUUGGCUCGCCGUCGGAAGAGAAGAUCCAGGGCAGAAGGCAGACGACCGCCCGGGUGCUCCUCAAGAGCCUCCAGCCGGGCGACGUGGUCUUCAAGAUGGUCUCCCGUGCCGUCUUCUGCGCCUUCCGCGCCGUCUUCUGCGCCUUCCGCGGCGUCGUCCUUGGCGGCAGCGGCCACAAGGGCCAGAAGCUGGCCGACGUGGCGCUGCGCCGCGUCGGCGCGGCCAGGCUCGUCGACAGGGUGGUGAAGGCAUCCGAGGUGCCGAUCAAGGUGGUCACGGUAUCAGGGAAGGUCCAUGGCCCGUGGUACAAAGCUCUUCUGUGA